UCUUCUUCCAAACCAAACCUCAAACCUCGGCUUCUCCUCCUUCAAGCCAUGGCGCAGCAGAGAUCUCUCCUCGCCGCCGUCCUCCUCUUCCUCGUGGCGCUGACAGCCGCCGCGGCGGAAGGGGACGCGCCGUUCGUGGUGGCGCACAAGAGGGUCGCGUUGUCUCGCCCGGUCCCCGGCGUCGAGCGCCUCGCCGUCACCCUCGACCUCUACAACCAGGGUUCCGCGACUGCCUACGAUGUUAGCCUGAACGAUGACUCGUGGCCACAGGAAGCAUUUGAGCUUGUCUCUGGAAGCACGUCGAAGAUAGUGGAAAAGCUUGACCCUGGUUCUACCGCAUCCCACAGCUUUGUCUUGGAGACCAAAGUGCAGGGCAGGUUCCAGGGUUCUCCCGCAGUUAUCAAGUACCGUGUUCCCACAAAGGCUGCACUUCAGGAGGCCUAUUCGACGCCCGUCCUUCCAUUUGAUAUUCUCGCUGACAGGCCUCCACAGAAGAAGUUUGAAUUGGCUAAGAGACUUGUUGGGAAAUUUGGCCCGCUGGCCUCAGUGGUUUCUUUCGUUGGCGCGUUUAUCUACCUAGUCGCGAGCCCAUCAAAAUCUGGUGCUGCAAAAGGGAGCAAGAAGAGACGCUGAAAAUGGUCGUUAGGUCAUCUUUUUGUAGUACUUGGUUUUAAUCCCAAUGCCCUCUUUAAAGAAAGAUUUAGUUGUUUCCAAUGUACUCUAAUGGCUGAAGUAGCCAGGGUAGCUAUUUAUUUGUACUUGAGCAUCUUGGAUGGCCUGACAGAAUUUAGACAGAAGAAUAGAUUUGAUACAACCUAAGUCAUCUGUGUUAUUUAUAUAUCUGAGAGAUAGCCUGGAAAUUUGCAGUAUGCUGUAUGUUGUCUUUUUACCAUUGGAUGCUAAUAUUUUA
Molecule: messenger RNA, 910 nt
Organism: Brachypodium distachyon (stiff brome)
Lineage: Eukaryota; Viridiplantae; Streptophyta; Magnoliopsida; Poales; Poaceae
Product: translocon-associated protein subunit beta
Exons: 6
Coding region: 49-633 (194 amino acids)
Cellular component (GO): endoplasmic reticulum
Source: RefSeq, a predicted model, not a curated record